Chenopodium quinoa (quinoa) is the source of this 1351-nucleotide messenger RNA. Its product is annotated as ras-related protein Rab11B. The record is from RefSeq and is a predicted model, not a curated record. Gene Ontology annotation, cellular component: endosome. Gene Ontology annotation, molecular function: GTPase activity; GTP binding. Bases 292 to 936 code for a protein of 214 amino acids. The transcript has 2 exons. Lineage: Eukaryota; Viridiplantae; Streptophyta; Magnoliopsida; Caryophyllales; Amaranthaceae.
GUUUUUAGCCCAUUCGACCGUUUGUUUAAUUGCAUAACUACGACUACAUCUUACUUUCAAUUUCCUCUUUCCAAAUCAUUGAAUGCGCUCCCUCUCCUCUCUCUCUCUCUCUUUCCACCGCUUUGAGUUUUCGAGAUUUGCAUAGGCACCUGAAACUCCUCUCUACACUAGAUCCAACCCAACCCACCACUCUUCCCCAAUUCACUCCCACUAUACCCUCUUCUCCUUUCAAUCCCCCAUUUUUUCCAGAUCCACUGCAUUUCAAUCCUCAAAUUUUGAUCCCAUAAGACAAUGGGGUAUAGAGCAGAUGAUGAUUAUGAUUAUUUGUUCAAAGUUGUGUUGAUUGGAGAUUCUGGGGUUGGAAAAUCCAACCUGCUUUCCAGAUUUACUCGUAAUGAGUUUAGCCUUGAGUCUAAAUCCACCAUUGGUGUUGAGUUUGCUACUCGGAGUAUUCGCGUUGAUGAUAAAGUUGUCAAAGCUCAAAUUUGGGAUACUGCUGGCCAAGAAAGGUACCGUGCAAUUACUAGUGCUUAUUACCGCGGUGCUGUUGGUGCACUACUUGUCUACGACAGCACUCGUCACGUCACAUUUGAGAAUGUAGAAAGAUGGUUGAAAGAGCUCCGAGAUCAUACAGAUUCUAAUAUUGUGAUCAUGCUUGUGGGGAAUAAGGCAGAUCUACGGCAUUUACGGGCUGUUUCCACCGAAGAUGCUCAAACAUUUGCUGAGAAAGAAAAGACCUUCUUCAUGGAAACCUCUGCCCUAGAAUCAUUAAAUGUCGAAAAUGCUUUCACAGAGGUACUUACUCAAAUAUACCGAGUUGUCUGCAGAAAGGCUCUGGAAGCUGGUGAUGACCCUGCUGCUGUGCCCAAAGGACAAACCAUUAAUGUGAAGGAUGAUGUAUCUGCAGUGAAAAAAGUUGGAUGCUGUUCAACAUAGUCCUGAGAGUUGAUUGGGUUGAGGGUGGUAAAGCUGUGUGUAAUAUUGGGGUGUUACUGGAAGCAUCAAAUACACAUUAGAGCUUCUUUGCACAAUUUAUUUAGCUUCAUGUUUAAUCCUGUUCUGGAAAAGUGUGGAUUUGCCUGUUUUCUUUACAGCUCAAGCCCCAGGAGUUAGUUUCCUUGAUCGGAUGAGAUCUGCAUUUCUGCUUCCAUCUCACCUUAACAAGAUCUUUCUCAUAUCGAAGCUGUACUAUUGGCUUCAAUAUUUUCGUUCUAUAAUUAAAUGUAAUAUCUUAAGAUAAAGGUUACUUUAAAUUUCACCUAUUAAGCUUCUGCUUUUACAUGAAGCCAAUGUAACUUGGAUAUUUUCAUAUUAUCAUUUAUCUAGAUUUGGUUGUCCUGCCUCUGUAUUA